CGCUCACCACAACAUCUCCAACUCCAACGCCGAUCACAAGCAACCCCCGAUCCGACCUCCCGACCUCGACUGCAAUCAUGUCCGACUAUGGCGGCGGCGACGAUGAUAUGCGAGACCUCGGCGACCACGAGGACUUUGCGGACAACUUGAUCGAGGAGGAAGAAUUCGCCGAAGGUUACGACAAUGGUCAGGACAUGGACGUGGACCCAGAGAACAACGCGCAGACUGGCACCAACUUGAAUAGUACCGACUACCAGGACGCAAAUCAGCACAAUAUUGUCGCAAGUGGAGACCACGGUGGAGUAAAUUCAGUCAAGAGUGUCAGGAGCAAGAAGAUUGCAACGGACAAGAGGACGACCACGCCAUAUAUGACCAAAUAUGAGCGCGCAAGGGUACUGGGCACGAGAGCUUUGCAGAUCAGCAUGGGCGCCCCAGUACUUGUCGACGUUGAAUCCGAAACAGACCCUCUGCAGAUUGCGCUCAAGGAACUGCGCGAAAAGAAGAUCCCGCUGGUGGUGCGCCGAUAUUUACCAGAUGGCUACUACGAGGACUGGACCUGUGAGGAGUUGCUAUAAGUACUAGGUUUACUUACACAGCUAGGACCUGGGAAAGAUGCAGGUCUAGAAUGACCGCUAUUCAAAGACAGCGAGACGCGGACUUCGGAGGCUAUCAGAGUCACCUUCUGGCAGAAGGGCAUCCGUUGUCGCAAUCUGGCGUCUCCCGCAUGAGAUGUAUCACGCGGCGGACGAUGCACUCACAUGCCACACAAUCGCACGGUACAGAAGAAACAGAUCGAGGCGUGGAAGCAUUCAAAUGUGGUGCUGCAAGGAGAAUGGAGACGAACAAGCCUCCAACGAGGAUCGAGAUGAUUAGUCCCAGGAUAAGGGAAGAGUGUUGAAGUCACCAAGACAUGAGAAGGGUAACCAGCAAGGGCACUGACGAGGCGAGAGGAAGAUCAGACUCGAACAGAAUUUCGGCAUUUGCUUCAGCCAGUACACUACUACACCAUUGCCCCACUCAUCAACUCAUAUGUACGUACAGUACUCGAAGCUUCUGCUGACAUGCUUUCCACGCCGCGGGCAUCCAGCCCAGCCCGCAAUCCAGCCGCUUACCCCGCUGGUCCCUUGGCCUUUCCGUCAUCCUUUACCUAUUCUUCCGCCUGCCCUCCCACAUGUCUGGCAUCCAUUGGCGAAUCCUCUGUGCAACUUCUUUCUCGUUCUCUCCCUUCACCAAGCACACCGCCUCGCUCAGACUGACCCAGCGCACCAUCACCACCAUGUCGUUCGACACCACGGCCACCAUCAACAGCUUCGGCGGCAAGCUGCUCAAGUUGCAGCACAAGUCCCCAGUCCUCACCACCGAAGCAAAACUCAACCUCUACCUGCCCCCUCAGGCCAGUACAUCGAAGCCAGUACCUGUCCUCUUCUACCUCGCUGGUCUCACAUGCACAGGCGACAACGGCGCCGAAAAAGGCUUCUUCCAACACAAGGCCGCUGAAAAGGGCAUUGCGAUCGUGUACCCAGACACAUCUCCUCGAGGUCUCGGCCAUGCGGGCGAGGACGACUCCUACGACUUCGGGAGCGGUGCAGGUUUCUAUGUGGAUGCAACGAAAGACCCAUAUAGCAAGGGCUACAAAAUGUACAGCUACAUUACCAAAGAGCUCCCCGAACAGCUUUUCUCAAGCUUCAAAGAACUAGACGGAUCGCGAGUAUCGAUUUUUGGACACAGCAUGGGCGGCCACGGAGCUCUCACACUCUUCCUCAAGAACCCAGGACAGUACAAAUCCGUCUCUGCCUUCGCGCCCAUCAGCAACCCAUCGAACUGCGACUGGGGCAAGAAAGCCUUUGGUGGAUACUUUGGCGAAGAUCAGAAGCAAAAGUGGGCUGAACACGACGCCACGGAACUCAUUGGCAAGUUCUCCGGCGAAACAGAUAUCUUGAUCGAUGUUGGAACUGGAGACAAUUUCUACAAGCAAGGACAACUGCUACCAGAAAAUCUCGAAAAGGCUGCAAAGGCUGCAGGCAAGAAAGUGACUGUAAACUACCGGGAGGGAUACGACCAUUCGUACUUCUUCAUCAGCUCAUUCGCAGACGAUCAUGUGGAGCAUGCGGCCAAAUACUUGCUUGCGUGAGUGAGAUCUCUCUCUCUCAUGCAGCUAGCUGGAAGAGACUGCUGAUGGCAUUCUUUCUGUGGGCAGAAACGAAGCCGCUUCGCCGGCGAGGAAAAGACAAAAGCUAUAAAGACGAAUGGGAGGAUGCACGAAGGAGUGGAACGUUGGAAAAAGCUUUUGUCGUGCCAAUGAAUGUCGGGAGUAAUUCGAAGCAAAUCUAGAUAUACCCCAAGGAAUCGCCAGCGGCAAUUGAAUCAC
This is a messenger RNA of Sphaerulina musiva SO2202, 2368 nucleotides long. RefSeq names its product carbohydrate esterase family 1 protein. The record is from RefSeq and is a predicted model, not a curated record. Gene Ontology annotation, biological process: formaldehyde catabolic process. Bases 1172 to 2131 code for a protein of 319 amino acids. Gene Ontology annotation, cellular component: cytosol. Gene Ontology annotation, molecular function: S-formylglutathione hydrolase activity. The transcript has 5 exons. NCBI's taxonomy places the organism in Eukaryota, Fungi, Ascomycota, Dothideomycetes, Mycosphaerellales, Mycosphaerellaceae.